Molecule: messenger RNA, 477 nt
Organism: Rotaria sordida
Lineage: Eukaryota; Metazoa; Rotifera; Eurotatoria; Philodinida; Philodinidae
Source: the annotation of a GenBank genome assembly
AUGAAACAAGUUAUAAAUGAUAAAAAGAAGAAAAAGAAAAUUUUAACAAAAAAAUCAUCGAAAAAGAAGAAACUUUUUCAAGAUCCAUUUCUUCGUGAACUCAAUCAAAAAAAAUCUACGAAAAAUGAAUUAAAACUUCCUAUUCUUCCAACAAAUUCUAUCAAAGAAGAUGAUAAAAUUUAUUCACGAACAACAGCAAAUAAAAUUCAUAUAGCUCGUCUUUUACCAAAAACUCGUCUUCAAUUACCAACACAUACACUUCGAUCUGCACGAACAUUUACACAAUGUCCAUCGAUGAGUGUCGUGAGUAAUGAAGAAACAAAUACUCAACAUCGUCAAUUACCUGUUAUAUGUUCACGUGGUGCACUCAAUUUUCAUGCUCGACGAUUGGGUACAGUGAAACGUGUAGAUAAUGAAUAUCGUCUAGGACAAAAUAAAAAACGUACUGCUGGAAAAAUUAAAAUUGAUCAAUUGUAG